Molecule: messenger RNA, 1009 nt
Organism: Cuscuta europaea
Lineage: Eukaryota; Viridiplantae; Streptophyta; Magnoliopsida; Solanales; Convolvulaceae
Source: the annotation of a GenBank genome assembly
GCUCCAGCAACGCAAGAUCAGCCAGCAGCCGCGCAGCACUCCGUCUUCAUCAAAUUAAAAAGAGCACCGGUUCAUCUCCAUCAACAAGAAGCUUCACCUUUAUUUCAGCUGCGGCAUCUUUACACAACCAUUGCCGAAUUGAGGACCUCGCCUCCCGUGGCCUAAGAUGGUGCAUGUCUCUUACUACCGGAACUAUGGAAAGACAUUCAAAAAGCCACGUCGCCCAUAUGAGAAGGAGCGUUUGGAUUCUGAGUUGAAGCUUGUGGGUGAGUAUGGUCUCAGGUGCAAGCGGGAGCUGUGGAGAGUCCAGUAUGCUUUGAGUCGUAUCAGGAAUAAUGCACGAAAGCUUCUUACCCUCGAUGAAAAGGAUCCAAAGCGUAUUUUUCAGGGUGAUGCACUUCUGAAGAGGAUGAAUCAAUAUGGGUUGCUGGAUGAGAGCCAAAACAAGCUUGAUUAUGUGCUUGCCCUCACUGUUGAGAAUUUCCUUGAGCGCCGUCUACAGACUUUGGUCUUCAAGGCUGGCAUGGCCAAGUCAAUCCAUCAUGCUAGAGUUCUCAUUAGGCAGAAGCACAUCCGAGUUGGAAGGCAGGUGGUCAAUGUUCCAUCCUUUAUGGUCAGGGUGGACUCGCAGAAACACAUUGAUUUCUCACUGUCUAGCCCCUUCGGUGGUGGUCGUCCAGGAAGAGUGAAGAGAAAGAACCAGAAGGCAGCUGCGAAGAAGGCUGGUGGUGGUGAUGGAGACGAAGAAGAUGAGGAAUGAGCAUAUCUUAAAUGAAUCUAGAACCAUGGAGCGUGUGGGCUUGGUUUUUCUUUUCUGUUUUAUUUACUUCAGUUCGGAUGUUAUCUGCCACCUUUGAUGCCAUUUUCGGAUACUGUGUUUUGUUUUGCAGUAUUUAUAUUUAAUUUUCCUAUUGAAUACUGAUGCAUUUUUGAGAAAAAAAAUCAAUUGGAUUUUUGACCAUGCAAGGCUAAUUUAUUCAACUAUAUAUGCCCUAAAGUGACUAAUAAA